Chenopodium quinoa (quinoa) is the source of this 3270-nucleotide messenger RNA. Its product is annotated as F-box/LRR-repeat protein At3g59210-like. The coding region runs from base 1690 to 3045 and encodes 451 amino acids. The transcript is spliced from 4 exons. Lineage: Eukaryota; Viridiplantae; Streptophyta; Magnoliopsida; Caryophyllales; Amaranthaceae. Gene Ontology annotation, molecular function: protein binding. The record is from RefSeq and is a predicted model, not a curated record.
UGUGUGAUUGUGUCUGUGUGUCUACUUGCAUCAUUCCUUAAAGUUAUCAUCAAAUCAUAUUACAAGAGUAUAUAUAUUAUCUCAAGUCAUGUAUAUAAUAGUCAUUGGAGAUUGGAGUACUUCAUAAAAAGAGAAAAAAAAUACAUUUAUUACUUAACAAAUAGAAAGAACAAAAGUGAAGUAAUUUAAGUUGAAUGACACCUCUAAAAUUACAUAUUAAAGUCAUACGAAUUUGUGUUGUGAAAAAUGGCUAGGUUUUGAAGGACCAUCAUAAUAUUUGUCAAGAAUCCCAUUUGUUAUUUUAGAGGAUGGGAGAGAAUCCCUUGACUUCUUACCUCCUCCCUAUACUACUUUCAAAAACCAAAAAAAAAAAAAAAAAAAAAAAAAAAAAACAUUUUAGGGUUAGAUCACCAAAUGCCAUUGAGAACUUUAAUAAUUCAUCAAAUGUCACCGAGUUUAAAUUAAAUUUACCGGGUGCCAUUAAUGACCAACGAACAUUAACUCCGCUAGUCAUUAAGGCUUAAUCAUGACAUAUGUCAUGAUAUAUAUGAUUGGUAUAUUUAAAAAAUCUAACAAAAAGAAAAAAGAAUUUUUUUAAAAAAAAAUUCUAAACCCUAACCCAGCCCCACCACCACCACUGCCGCUAUCGGCAGCCCAACCCAGCCGUCGGUACUCCCGGCCUCACCUCCACCGUCGAAACCAUCCUAACCACCCCCUUAAAUCCUAUAUCCUCCACCCUUGAAACGACGAAAUCGUCCAUAAAAAUCGACCAUUCUUCCAUGGCUGAUUUAGGCCGUUUGAGGGUGAAGGGUUUCCAUGGUCGGGUUCUAUUCUAGGUCUUCAUGGUCGGUUUCGGUGGCUACAGUGAUGCGUCGAGUUGGUGCGUGAGGUGGUUGUGGGGGCUGGGGUGGGGAUUAGGACGGGGGUUGUCAGGCAGGCGGAGUUCUGUGGGUCGUCAUCUGGGUGCUGGAGUAGGGCAGACGGAGUUAUGGGCAUUGCGUGAGACGGUUGCGGUGGCUGGGGUGGUUUUUUUGGGAUGAGGAAAGGAAGAUUUAGUGGAGUUGGUGGUUUUGGUGGGUCAAGGGGUUUUUGAGGGAGGUAAGGGGGUUUCGGCAGGUUCCAACAGGAGGUUAGGGGGUUUCGGCAGAAGGUUAAGGAGUUCCGACGGUUGGCUUAGGGCCUCGGUUGGCUAUGGAAGGUGGUUACGGUGGUGGGGCUGGGUUGGGUUAGGAUUUAGAAUAUUUUUUUUUAAUUUUUUUUUUAUUUUCCUUUUUUUAAAAAAAACAAAUAACUGACUGAUAUGUGUCUACAUGUGUCAUGAUUAAGCCCUAAUAACUAACGAAAUUAACGGCCAUUAGUCAUUAAUGACACUUGGUGAAUUUUUUAAAACUCGGUGCCAUUUUAGGAAUUUUGAAAACCUUGAUGGCAUUGGUGAAUUAUUAAAGUGCUUAUUGACCUUGGGUGAAAUAACCGUUGUUAAUAAGACCAAAAUGGGCCGAACCGGAUUAAAAUUUCUUUGUUAAUAAUAACGGGCCAAGUAUAUAGUCUGCCCCAGUCCCAACAUCGUUAGUUUGAACUUCCAACUCCCACACACAGAGCCAUAAUUAUAAAGCGUAUCUUUGUAUUCGACUGGGGUUCUCAAAUUCUCAUUGAAUCAAAUAAUUAAUUUAAUUAAAGAUUAAUUACUCGAUGGCCACCACAAAAUUGCGGAAACUUGAUGCAUUGAAGAGAUGUAAAAGAAUGGUAGCGGAGGAUCGGAUUAGUGAUAUGCCAGAUGAAAUCCUCUGUCAUAUAUUGACACGGUUGACACUCAAGGAAGCAAUAGCAACUGGCGUCCUUUCAGAGAGAUGGAAAAACUUGUGGGCUUCCUGCCCUAAUCUCAACUUUGGAUGUUUGAAACUAUUAAAAAUGGGCGAACGAACGUAUGUGCGAUGCAUUGAUAAUAUUUUACGACAAUAUAAUGCUCAAAAUUUGCAUAAAUUUAGGAUUGUACGUCCGUCAGACAUUAGUGGGCAAUAUCUUGAUGAAUGGAUUUCCUUUGCAAUUAAUCAUGGUGUUUGUGAGCUCGACUUAAACUUAAACGUAUCUUUUAUUCCUGGUUAUUCCAAUAACUAUUAUUUUCCUGCUCAUUUUUUUGCUUCUCCUAAUGUCUUUGAGUCUCUAACAGAUCUCUGCCUAAGAACUGUAAACCUCACAGAUGAUGUUUUUAACUUGAUUUUAUCUAGCUGUUUUUCUCUUGAAAGAUUUAUUUUGGAGUUUAGUUAUGGGCUGGUAAAUGCAAUAAAUACAGCUCCUCACCCAAACCUGAAAUCACUCGAGUUGUACUGCUGUCAUCACCUACAAUAUCUGCAAGUUUUUGCCCCAAAUCUUAUAUCAUUCAAGUAUGAUGGAAAUAUAACAACUCUCUCUAUUAAGGAUGCUAAGCAGCUUGCUUCUCUAAGGCUAUCAAUUUUUCCAGUCUAUAAAUCAACUGUGAUCUUGCCCAGAGCAAAAAACUUCGUUUUCACUCAGUUCUCUUCUCAUUUUGCAAAUCUUAAAUCUUUGGUUAUUUCAGCUCAUCUCUUCAAGGACAUGAGUGAUUUUACGGAACUUUGUGUUUUUAGUAAUCUAAAACGACUGGAGGUUGAUGUUAAAUUUACUUGGGUGACCUACCUGGCCUACAGUGUCGUUGCUUCCAUAAUCAGGGGAGCCCCUUUAUUGGAGCUACUUGAGAUAGUCCUCCCACCAUUUAUUCCUACAUGGCAGGAAUACCCUGCACUAGAAUUGGCUUCUAUGUCUCCGCACCAGAAUCUAAAGGAGGUCAAAUUAUUUGGCUUUCGAGGUGAUAAAAAAACCAUGGAAUUUCUUUCCUAUCUUUCUAAGAACACUGUUUCUCUUCAGAAGAUCAAUAUUACUGCUCGUUUUGCUAUAAGGCAUGGAGAAGAUCUGACAGUUGAUAAUACAUUACAUUGGAAAAUUGAUGCUGCUGAACAUGCUAAGAAUUGUGUGGUGCAGCUUAGACAAACAAUGCACGGAAAUACCCAGCUGCUGUUUCAUGAUGGGUGACUACUAGUUCAGAACUUCAGAAGAAGUGUGUUGUGGCCUGUGGUAUGACCCAAGUGUUGCUCUGGGUUUUUAGUGUUUGUAAUUUUGUUUUCUCUCAGAUAUUUAUCAAAUAGAUUAUUCCUGAGCUAUACUUGGGUUUUGAAAUGUAUAGUAUUUGAAUUAUAAAAGACUUUAGGAAAAUGUAACUUAAUGUGCAAUUAUAAUAAGGAUUUUGCUAAUUUAAAA